UCGUUAAUUUCAUUUGUUGCUGCCGUAUCCACCUUAAAAACCCCUCUAAAAAAAAUAAAUUGUACUUCUUCAAAAACAAAACGAAACGGUAAACAUGGUGGUGCCUGACAAUGGAGGCGGAGAAGGGUUAUGUUUGAGUUACUCGACGGCGUUUUCGAAGAAAAUGGGUGACGAGAUUACUCAAAUGGAGUCAAAUAAUAUCCUUGUGAAGGAAGAGCCAAUAGCUGAAAGUAGCGGAGAAGAAGAUAAUCAAGAAGCUUUGUUGAUCAAAGCAGUUAAAGAGGAAGAAGAGGAUGAUGAUGAUGAUGAUGAAACCGGUGUCGUUGAUGAUAUGAUGAACGGUGGGGAUUGUAACAACGUCAGCAAUAAUGGUUCGUCUUCUUCCAGUUCAUCUGUUGAUUUGCCGAAACCUAUGGAAGGAUUGAACGAGUCGGGUCCUCCUCCGUUUUUGAAGAAAACAUAUGAGAUGGUGGAGGAUCCGGUAACCGACCCGAUUGUUUCCUGGAGCAUUAACCGCAAUAGCUUCAUCGUUUGGGAUUCUUAUAAGUUCUCAGAAGAUCUCCUUCCUAAAUAUUUCAAGCACAAGAACUUCUCCAGUUUCAUCCGCCAACUCAACACUUAUGGGUUUAGAAAGAUUGACUCAGAUAGAUGGGAAUUUGCAAAUGAGGAGUUUCAAAGAGGAAAGAAGCAUUUGCUGAAAAACAUUAAGAGAAGAAGUAGAUAUAAUAGGCAACAACAAGGUGGAGUGAAUUGUGCUAAUAAUUCAACUAGUAAUAUUGGUUUAGAAGCUGAAGUUGAGAUAUUGAAGAAAGAUCGGAGUAUACUGCAACUGGAAGUCUUGAAACUGAGACAACAACAAGAAGAAUCAAAUCAUCAGCUGAGUGCUGUUCAUGAGCGGAUUCGUUUUGCUGAGUGUAGGCAACAACAAAUGUGCAAUUUCAUUGCUAAAAUAGCAAAGUAUCCCAGUUUUAUUCAUCGAUUGACUAAGAAAAGGAAGCAGCAAAAUAUAGAGAUUGAUGAAGGGGAGUUUAGCUUUAGCAAGAAAAGGAAGUUUCUUGAGACGCAAGUCACAAAGUGCUUGCCUGAGGCUAUGGGGAUGACCGACCUAAGUGUCAAGUGCAGGAACCAAGUUAAUGAAGAGAGAUUGAAAUCAAUACAAGCUGCUGAGAUCUCAAAGCUUUCGCCUGAUUAUACGGAGAAGAACAACAACCAAACCCUUCACGAUGAAAAGAGCAGUGAACCAGCAAUGUCUUCUGUUUAUGAUGUUAUGUCCGAAAAUCUACUAGGGGAAAGCUCAGGUGUUGAGAAUGCAACAAAUGAAGAGCUAUCAUCAGUGAAUGAUUCCAAGAUCUAUCUUGAGUUAGAGGAUUUAAUCAGCUGGAAGCAAUGUAGCUGGGGUGGUUUUACAAGUGAGUUGGUGGAGCAAACUGGCUGUGUCUAACCUAGAGAUCCACUCCUUACCAAAACAAAAGAAGGUGAAUGGUUGCUUUGGUUGCUGCCUUUCUUUCUUCAUCUUCAUCGAUAUACAUGAACAAGGCUCUUCCAUGAUUAUUUGUUGAAGGCAAUUUGGAGCUGAUGGCAACGAAUGUUUCAUUAUAAACCAGUGAGAGUGUCAUAGAAUGUUCAUAUAUAGCUUUCUGUAUUGUCCUUUUCUUUUUCUUUUUUUCCUUUUUAAGGUUGUAAAAAUUUCUACACUAUACUCUGUAAAUACAAACAAUCUACUCUUUUUCUCA
Messenger RNA from Gossypium raimondii (Peruvian cotton), 1733 nucleotides. RefSeq names its product heat stress transcription factor A-7a. Gene Ontology annotation, biological process: regulation of transcription by RNA polymerase II. The coding region runs from base 95 to 1441 and encodes 448 amino acids. Gene Ontology annotation, molecular function: DNA-binding transcription factor activity; RNA polymerase II cis-regulatory region sequence-specific DNA binding. The record is from RefSeq and is a predicted model, not a curated record. The transcript has 3 exons. Lineage: Eukaryota; Viridiplantae; Streptophyta; Magnoliopsida; Malvales; Malvaceae. Gene Ontology annotation, cellular component: nucleus.